Candidozyma duobushaemuli is the source of this 996-nucleotide messenger RNA. It is a transcript of the gene FGR10, whose product is annotated as Fgr10p. Gene Ontology annotation, biological process: protein maturation. Gene Ontology annotation, molecular function: threonine-type endopeptidase activity. NCBI's taxonomy places the organism in Eukaryota, Fungi, Ascomycota, Pichiomycetes, Serinales, Metschnikowiaceae. The transcript has a single exon. The record is from RefSeq and is a predicted model, not a curated record. The coding region runs from base 1 to 996 and encodes 331 amino acids.
AUGUCCUUUUUGGUGGCUCACGUUGGCGCCGGAAACCACUCUCCGUCUUCGAACGAUCGAUAUAAAAAGCUACUCAAGUCGGCUCUUCGCACCAACUCAUUUGUCCAAUGCUGCUCCAUUAUCGAGAAGUCACCUCUAACUAACACCGGCUAUGGCUCUGCUCUUGACAGAUUUGGUGAUGCCUCCUGUGAUUGCACUGUGUUGACUUCAUCCGACCAAAAAUAUGAAUCACUUUCACUAAUUGGGAUCGAUGACAAGGAGUGCCCCACACUAGAGUCUCUCCACAUAAAGGACAAAAUCGAAGAGGAAUUUCAGAAUUCGAAAAGCCUUGGACUACUGAAGCCCUCAAUGUUAAACUAUCAGCAUAUUAGAGAUGUCUACGGAACAGAUGGAGGCUCGACAUUGAUUCUGCCUGCUGCAAAAUUGUUAUAUGACAAAUUCAAAAGCCUACCGGUUGCACCUCCACAGUCAGUGCAAGAUACCGUUGGAGUCAUUCACUUUGAGAGACACCUUUCACUAUCUACAUCCUCCGGUGGCACUUUCUUGAAGUUUCCGGGACGAGUCAGCUGUGCCGGCGUUUAUGGGGCUGGUUUGGCAGUAGCUGGAGAUGAAAGCAUUCGUAUCAGUUGCUUGUGUAGUGGUAAUGGCGACGAUAUCAUCAAGAUGAGAUUGGCUGGAUUUGUUGCAGACGUUCUCCUACGAUGUGCCCAAUCUGAUGAAUGGCAAGACUUCCUGGCAGUCAUGGUGCAGAGCAUUGUUAACCAUAGCGAAUCGACGCAAUUGUCAGGGCUCAGUGAUAAGCACGAAGCCAUUGUCUACGCUGGUGUCAUUGCAAUCGUUCAGCACGGGACACGAACGACUUUGGCUUUCUGCCACAGUACAGAGUCAUUUUACUUUGGUUUUAUCGAUAGUACUGGGAAUCGAGAAAUUGUCCUAAGCACCCAACCCGAUGAAUCUCGAGUUGGCCACUUCGUGGGCGGACAAUACAAACUUUGA